UUUUCUCCACGAAGAAAAGGAUUUUUGAAGUUCGGAAUGUGUUAUUCGGAAUCAGCGUCCAAAGACGAACCAGAAUAUGUAUUAAAAUCGAAAAAAUAAAAUUCACUUGAAUUUUGAUCUAGCUGAAUCUUAAAAUUAAAUAAUGAGUGUUAGUACAUUUAUUUAGGUAUAAUACAAAGGACAAAAGAAGGUCGGGCUAAUGUUUUACUUGAUAUUGGAUUUGAACAAGAACUAGACAAACAAUUCGUGAUACCAAUAAGUGGAGCUAUUGCUCAACCUUCAUUAUAUAUUAAUGAUUGUGUUCUCGUACGUAAUUAUGAAGGUAGUGUAGAACGAUGGUUACCGGCAAUUGUUUACGUUCUUCCUCAUCUAUAUUCGUUACCACCACAAUUCUAUACAGUCCAAAUACAUUCAUCUGAAAUACAUUUGAUAAAUGCUCGACGAAACGAUUUGAUGAAAAUUAGCAGAGGAUUGUAUCAACGUAUAUGUAUUUAUAUUCAAAGAGUGACACCACCUGUUAUAAUUGAUGACAAUAAAAUAGUGAAAAAAUCAGAUAAUGAAAUUCGAUUAGAACAAAUUGAUGCAAAAAUUAUUGCAUUGCAACAAAAACUUGAACGAAUGAGAAAAGACGAAAAGAAACGUUAUAAAAACCUAGAAAAAAAAAUAGACGAACAAAUAGCUAUUAUGAAUGAUAAUAAAAAUCACCCAUCAACGAUACUACCAGAAACUAAAAGUGAAUUUUCUCAAAUACCAACACCGACAAGAUCUCCUUCUACCACUCCUGAAAUUCGUCCUCAGAAUCGUUCAUCUCAAAUAACGCCUCGUUCGCCCACACCUCCUUUAACAACAGAGCGUAUUAUAGCAUUAGGGACUUAUGUAGUAUGCAGAUGGGAGGACGAUGACGGAUUAUUCUAUCCAGGUGAAUUUGUACUAGCACUGUAUUCACGUAAUGUGUCAUAUUGGGCACCCGGUGUAUUGAUACCAAACAGGACAACAAAAGAAAAUAAGGACGAAAUUACUGUCAGAUUCUACGAUUGUAAAGUAGUCCAAAUGGAUAUGAAAGCAAAGGAAGUUAUUAAAAUCCCAGAAAAAAAAUUUGAACAAUACGUGGAUUGCAUUAUACAAAAAGAAAAAUCAAUCGUUCAUCAAGUUGUAGUGGGAAGAAAAGGAGAAACUAAGACUUAUAUGCUAGGAACGGUGAAAGAACGUGUCGAAGACGGUCAUCAUUAUCGCAUCGAAUGGUAUGAUGGCACUGAAGACAUUCGAGACAUAUCGCAAUUGUAUGGUGCAUUUACAAGACAAGGUACCUUUCAAAAUAAAGACAAAGUAUUAGCAUUGGAUGAAACAGAGUACAAACCAGCUACUAUAAUUCAAGUUGAUAAAAAAUCGUUAAGUGUGCAAUUUUUUGAUAGUAAAAGAGAGAAGAUAAUACCACUCGAGGCCACAUUUCAAAUAACCGAUGAAGACUAUUACAAGAUCAUUGGAAAGAGUAUUAAGUAG
Didymodactylos carnosus is the source of this 1500-nucleotide messenger RNA. The record is from the annotation of a GenBank genome assembly. Lineage: Eukaryota; Metazoa; Rotifera; Eurotatoria; Philodinida; Philodinidae.